AUGCCCAUGCCGGACAUGGAGAGUCGUGACACGGCGGACUGGCUGCAGCAGCGGGACGCAGAGCUCUUUGCGCACAUGCAGGACUGGCUCAAUCGCCUUCAGGUGUUGCUGGACAAUGCCGUGGACGGAGAGCACAAAGCGUGGUUUCCAAAAAAGGACUCGCCAUCGAACAAGACCAAUGGUCAGUCGAUCAACGACCUGGCGGUCGCCCGGUACAAAGAAACCGGAUCCAUCGACCAAUUCUUGCAGGACCGGACGAGCGACCAAAAGCUCUUCGACCUCUUGGAGGAUUGGCUCUCACGCUUUCAGCUCUUCUUCUUGGACGGUCAGGCGGAGACGCCUCAUCAUGCCGAGGCGGAGAGUGCCUGCGGCUCCAAGCAACUGCGCAAUAAGGAUGGGGACUUCCCCUCCGAAAGCGGACGCAAAGAGAGCAACUUGCAGUCCUUCCAUGGUUUGAAAGCGCUUCACAACAGCAGCACUGGGAGCAGCAUGAACCUGGUGAACAUGUACAGCCUCGACGAGGAGGAGACGAAGGAGGUGAGCUGCCGACAGAUGUGCAUGGACAUGGACUGGCCCAUGCGUUCAGGCGAUCCGGUUCCUCCCUUGCCAUUCGCCUGGCAACGCUACCUGUACCCUUAUGUCUUCUCAUGGAUGUUCGAAGCCUUCUUUGGAUUUGUCAUCAUCAGCAAUUCCAUUUUCUUGGGCAUCCAAGUGGAACUCACGGCCAGUCACCCAGGAGCUCCUCCGAGUGAAGCCAUGUUCGUGAUCGCCUCCAUCUACACGCUGCUCUUCACCGUGGAGCUUCUUUUGCGUCUGUUAGUGGGUGGCGUGCGUACAUGUACCCAAGACUGGGCCUGGCUGGCACUAGAUAUUUUGGUGGUCGCCUCCAGCCUUAUGGAGUUCAUCCUGGAAAUCAUCCUCCGUGGUGAGGAACAGUCCGCCACGCAGAACGUCAGCACCAGCAUGCGCAUGGUCCGAAUUCUGCGGGUGGCCAAGAUCACUCGCGCGAUCCGAGUGGUGCGUUUGGUCAAGUUCAUUCGCUCAUUGAAGACUUUGCUGUAUUGUAUUGGGCGGACGUUGCGUGCGAUGGCCUGGUCGGGAGUUCUCCUGAUCAUGAUCAUUUUCCUGUUCAGCUUGAUCUUCACCGACAUUUGCACGGAGUGGCGAGUCGAUGAGGUCAAUGCCACCGAGGACCCAGCGACGUGGAAAAUCGUGACGGAACGCUUCGGGACCUUGGGCCUCUCUUGGCACACCUUGCCACUCUCCGGUGGCCUGACGUGGAUCGAAGUGUCGGACGCCUUGGCCCGAAUCUCGCCUCUGUGGCAGAUGCUCUUUGAGGUUUACAUUGCCUUCUGCCUCUUCGCGGUGCUUGGGCCAACGAUCGGCCCGUUCUGCCAGUCGGCCAUCGAAAGUGCCGAGCGCGAUCACGAGCUGAUUCUGCAGAACGUGGCACAUGAGAAGGCUAAGUACUUCCGUGCGGUGCGGCGGCUCUUCAACCAGCUCGACCGCAACGGAGAUGGAGGAGUGUCCAUCAAAGAGUUCAAGCAAGCCAUGAAGGACCCCUCGCUCCAUGCCAUCUUUGACGCACUCGAGAUCAGUGCAGGUGAUGCAUGGGCUCUCUUUACCCAGUUGGAUCGCGAUGGAGAUGCGGAGGUGAAUGUGGACGAAUUCCUCGAGGGCUGCAUGUUGUUGAAGGGGCCAGCGAGGUCCAUCGAUGUGAUCGGCAUCAAGAGAGACCUCAUGAGACUUCAAGACAGGAUGGAUACCUAUGUCAACGACGUGAGCGACGUGAAGCGCAUCGUGAGCCGACCCCUGAAGAUCUCCACACGGUCUAUGGAACAAAAGUUGAAGGGGCUAAGCAUAGCGUUUGACGCCGGGUUCGAGUCCGCGAGUCCGGCGGUGAGCGUGCCAGCUCUUAGCUCGGAAUCGACCUUGGAAGGUACCCGAGCCUCCAAAGAGACCUUGGAAGGUGCCGAGUUGACGGCCAAGGCGUUGCCCAACCGCUUGGCUACGGGCGCAGUGGUCGAGGAGGAGAAGAUCGUUGGAGUGAGAGGCUACGACCGUCUCAGCUACCGGAAGCUCCUGGGCGCUGGGCCCGAGCUGGGCUGGGUCAGUCUUCAAGCCAACGGCGUGCCACUUCUUCAGCUCCUGCCACCGGCACCCGACCUGCCGCGCGCGCGCACGCUGCGGCGGAGAGGAGAGGACGAGGCGCCAGGCUCUCCUGCUUGGGUCGAGGAGACCCGCUACCGCGAGAUUGCAUCGAUCCGUUUCAUCUUGGAUGCGCCCUGCGAGGAGGUGGCUGUCGCCCUGUCUGCUGCACUCCACGGCGCUCCCGGCCGCAUCGACAUGCAGCGGGAGAUCUUUGCUGCAGGGCAGCUGCAGCUUCGAGACCCACCAGAGCAAGAACAGACAGGCCUACCACUGCCCGUGCCCAUGUCGCCCCAAUGGCGUGAGACCGCCUUUGCCACCACGGACUUCUCCGAAGAAACCGUUUGGAAUGGCAGCGUGGGCAACUCCUCAGCCUCCUUUUCGCUGGGCCUGAGACCUCUCUGGAGUGAUGAGCUUUGCACCUAUCAGGAGGAGGCUUCCGAACUGGAGGUGGUGGUGAGAGCCAGUCGCCCUGGCCGCUCCCCGGCCUUCGAGUUCAGCUGCCCCAGACGCAUCCGCUCGGUGAUCCGCGUCACCGAAGAGACCUGCGAGCAUCCACAGAAGUUGUUCCACCUUCAGGUCCUUUGCAGUCGCAUUAAGGAGGCCAUCAAAUUAUCCUUUGACGAGACGCAACGUGAAGCCCUAGGACUUGCGUAUGACCUCGACAGCAUCCACUGCAGCUGCGGUGUGCGGCCCACCUCUGACGGUCGCGCAGAAGUGUUCCGGCAGCUCUUCGGCGGCUCCGCGCUGGCUGAGACGCAGCCGGGGCCACGGCCAACUGGGCGCCCGGACUUCGAUUACGAUCCCAUUGCGUUGCUGGCAAGUCAAGUCCUGUAUAUGUUGGACAUCGAAACUCGGGUUUGGGCCUCCAUCCAUGGCUUUCCUUUGGUCGAGCUCUGGCGCGGUCUUCGUCGACCCUUCCAGUGGGCAACCUUCUCCGCGCUGAGCUCUGCCGCGUCACACCUCUUCGCGCUGGGCUCCGCGGCGGACGCGGCCAAAGAGCUCCGACAGGGCGACAUCUUUGACAUGCGGGUGGCAAAGGAGCUCGAGCAACUGGUGCCCCACUGCAAGAACGAGAUCGGCAAGAAGCAGGGCCAAUUCACGGAAGGCUCGGUGGACGUGGUCAGCUUCGCAGAGCUUUUGCAGCGGAUUUGCCGCCGUGCCGACCCCCAGGCCGAUAUCUACCGCAGCUUCGCCGACCUGGGCAGUGGCCGCGGCCAUGCGGUGCUGGCGGCGCACGCGCUGUUUCCCUUCCGGCACUGCGUCGGAUAUGAGAUUGACAAAGAAGCCAUGGCUGCGGCCUACAAGGCCCUGAGAGAAUACAUGCAGAGUGGAUUGGUCAUGGAUGCCAAAAGCUCCAUGAACCCUUUGAAGCUCCUGGAAGCCUCGGACUUUUUGCAUCCAAUCAGCUCCAGUCACUGGACCUCGGCCUCGGUCGUCUUCGCCAACGGCGUCACCUGGCCCUCGGAACUUCUGGCCGAGAUUGGUCAAUUGGCCUUAAAGCUGAAGAAAGGUGCAGUCUUGGUCCUAGUGGCCCGACGCUUGCCAGCGGACGACUUGGAGCUCCUGCAACGCUUUGACGUACGUGGGGACGCAUGUUUGCUGAGCUUCACCGACAAGAAGGCGGUCCAAGUCUGGAUCUAUCAGCGACGCUGA
Durusdinium trenchii is the source of this 3804-nucleotide messenger RNA. The record is from the annotation of a GenBank genome assembly. NCBI's taxonomy places the organism in Eukaryota, Dinophyceae, Suessiales, Symbiodiniaceae.